This is a messenger RNA of Cutaneotrichosporon oleaginosum, 734 nucleotides long. RefSeq lists its product as uncharacterized. Lineage: Eukaryota; Fungi; Basidiomycota; Tremellomycetes; Trichosporonales; Trichosporonaceae. The record is from RefSeq and is a predicted model, not a curated record.
CCCCCGGCCCCCGGGCCCCCCAGUCCUACGGGUGUGGUCGGACCGGCGUCCACCCAUGCUGGCUAACACAUUCCGGCACACCGCGGGGAAGCCACGCGCGGGCAUUGUUCUCACCGCCCAAUGCGUUCCAAUGCGUCCAAUGCGUCCAAUCGCGCAACCGCGAGAUAUCUGUUAUCGUCCCCACUCCCCACUCCCCACGUCCCCAACUGCGGCCCCACAAGAGUGAGAGGAUGGCGGCAGGCUGCUGGGAGUUGAGAUGACUGGCGGCUGGAUCACUGGCGACUGGCGACGCGGGGAAUGCCUGUACGCGUGCUUGUUAUCUGGGACGGCCCGAUUCGCUGUCGCUGUUGCUGGCAGCUGGCCGAUCAGCGAUUCCGUUUGGCCAUCCAGUGGGCAGCGAUCAGCCGCAGUCAGGCUCCCAGUCACUCUCAGUCACUCUCAGUCACUCUCAGUCGCCGCCAUCGCGCCAUCGCGCCAUCGCGCCAGUCGGAUGGUCAGGCUAAUCGUAAUCUAUGGAUCAGCAGGAACGGGGAGAUCGCUGGGUUCUGGGUUCUGGGUUCUGGCUUCUGGGUACUGGACGUAUCAUGUUUGUUGGUUUGAUCAUCUCGAGUCAUUCAUUGUCAAGUAGUCAUUAAUGCGAGCAAUUGAACCAUUAUGAUCGUCUGACGGAUCACAGAGGCUGUGUCUAUGUGUAUGGCAUGUAUGGGGAUCCCCAUGUGGCCAUAUGAGCAUAU